Messenger RNA from Penicillium atrosanguineum, 2697 nucleotides. RefSeq names its product phosphatidylinositol 3-kinase VPS34. Gene Ontology annotation, molecular function: 1-phosphatidylinositol-3-kinase activity. Bases 1 to 2697 code for a protein of 898 amino acids. Gene Ontology annotation, cellular component: endosome; peroxisome; phagophore assembly site. The record is from RefSeq and is a predicted model, not a curated record. The transcript has 2 exons. Gene Ontology annotation, biological process: autophagosome assembly; phosphatidylinositol-mediated signaling; autophagy of peroxisome. NCBI's taxonomy places the organism in Eukaryota, Fungi, Ascomycota, Eurotiomycetes, Eurotiales, Aspergillaceae.
AUGGAGGCAUUUACUUUUGCGCUUUCCACCCAGGUGGACCUUCCUGUCUGCAUCAAGGUUGGCUCACUCGAAGGCAAACAGAAGCAAAUACCAUACUCGCGAUUACUCAAGAAUUCGCAAUUACGACAUCUCGGAUCCGCCCAGAACCCUUGCUCCGAUUUAUUCGUCACGGUGCAGUUAUGGUCGGACUCGAAGCCCCUCGGUGUUCCACUUCAGACUUCAUAUAAGGCUUUCAAAAACGCCCGAGCAUGGAACGAAUGGCUGCACAUGCCCAUGUCCAUUAAGGAUGCCCCAUUCAACUCUCAGCUUGCGAUCACGGUCUGGGAUUUAUCCCCACUGGCAGGCGAUGGACCACAGGGUCAUGAUAUACCUUUUGGCGGAACCACCAUUCCUCUGUUCGAUACCGAGGGCAAGUUGAAGAUAGGGCGACAGAAGUGCAAGAUCCAUCGCCAUAAAGCUGCGGAUGGCUUUUCGUCAACCACUACUCCAUCUACGCCCCCUACGAAGAGGCGGAAACAGAACAGUCGCGACGUGCUGGCCCCGUCGUCGGAAGAGCUCGAGUUGGAACGAAUUGAAGUCCUGAUCAAAAAGCAUGAGAUAGGCGAGAUCACUCGAAUUGACUGGAUGGAUCAAAUGGUCUUCCGUCAGCUUGAGAAGCUGAAAAUGCAGGCUGAGGAGGCUGCCCGCAAACGAGCUAUUCAUCUGAAGACAUUGAAGCAGAAGACUGGUGCAAAUGAAGACGACAGUUCUGACGAGGAGCUAGAUGAUGAGAACUUUGUCCUUUACGUGGAUUUCCCUCGUUUCGACCAUCCCAUCGUUUGGGCUGAUCAUCAGUAUGCCCCUCCGCCUAUCUCGUCUUAUUCUCAGAGCGUACCAACCAAUACAAACUCGGCAUUAAAACCGGUCCCAGAGGUCCGCUUUGGCCCUGGAAUUGAAGGCGGUGAUGGUGCCGGGGUUGUUAGAAUCUACGACGCAGAGGUUGGACAGUCUGGAAACCCGAGUGAAGACAAGCAUCGCCGUUUGAUUCGCAGUCACCGCACUGGGUUCAUGGAUCGCGAUCUCAGACCCAACCCCAAGAAUCGGGAUGAGCUGAACGUUAUCUUGUCAUACGAGCCGACCCAGGAUCUCACUGCUGAGGAGAAGGAUAUUGUCUGGAGAUUCAGAUACUUUUUGACACGAGAGAAGAGAGCACUCACCAAAUUCGUCAAAUCGGUCAACUGGCGCGACGAGGGAGAAUCUCGGCAAGCAGUUGAGAUCCUGCCCAAGUGGACUGAGAUCGAUGUCGAUGAUGCCUUAGAACUUCUUGGGCCGACGUUCGACAACCCGGCGGUGCGAUCCUAUGCCGUAGCCAGGCUGCGCAAGGCCGAUGAUGAAGAGCUUCUUCUUUAUCUUUUGCAAUUAGUUCAAGCUCUUAAAUAUGAGGAGCAUGCUGGAGACGAUGCGGAUGAAGCUGCUCACGACUCUUCACUUGCCAAUUUCCUGAUUUCGCGCGCCGCCAACAACUUCAAGCUCGGCAACUACAUGCAUUGGUACCUCAUGGUAGAGUGUGAUGACGCGGGCCCCGGCACACUGUCAAAUCAACGACGCCUCUUUGCUCGAGUCGAAUAUUAUUUCAUGACCGAGUUGGAGAAGGUCAACACAGAACAUCGAAAGAUCCUUCUACGUCAAGGUGAAUUGAUUGCCGUACUCUCGAAGAUUGCCAAGGACAUUCGAUUCUCCCGAGAAACUAGGCCCGUGAAAAUUGAGAAGCUGAAGAAGUCUCUUCGUGACCCGAAGAACGAACUCAUCCACAUUGACCCACCGCUACCUUUACCUUUGGAUCCAGACGUCCAGAUAACUGGAUGCUACCCCGACGAAUCCAAUGUCUUUAAAUCGACAUUAUCUCCGCUGCAAAUCACCUUCAAAACCACCGACGGCCUGCGUUACCCACUUCUAUUCAAAGUAGGCGACGAUCUUCGCCAGGAUCAGCUCGUCAUCCAGAUCAUCAUCCUAAUGGAUCGACUUCUCCAAAAAGAGAACCUGGACUUGAAACUGACACCAUACCGAAUCCUCGCCACAAGCUCCACCGCCGGUGCCGUCCAAUUCAUCCCCUCAACCUCCCUCUCUGCCGCAUCCGCCAAAUACCGGUCCAUCCUCGCCUAUCUAAAAGAAAACAACCCAGACGAAAAUGAACCCCUCGGCGUCCGCAAAGAAACAAUGGAUACAUACAUCAAGUCCUGUGCAGGCUACUGCGUAAUCACCUACCUCCUCGGUGUCGGCGACCGCCAUCUAGAAAACCUUCUCCUAGCACCAGACGGCCACUUCUUCCACGCCGACUUCGGUUUCAUAUUAGGCCGUGAUCCGAAGCCCUUCGCCCCGAUGAUGAAACUCUGCAAAGAAAUGGUCGAGGGAAUGGGCGGCACAACCUCACCUCAUUAUCUCCAAUUCAAGGAAUACUGCUACACUGCAUACACCACCCUACGCAAAUCCGCAAACCUCAUUUUGAACUUGUUCAGUCUAAUGGUCGAUGCCAAUAUCCCGGACAUCCGCGUCGAGCCUGACAAGGCGGUGUUGAAGGUCAAGGAACGGUUCCAUCUGGAGAUGUCUGAAGAGGAGGCAAUUCGGCAUUUCGAGCAGCUUAUUGGGGACAGCGUCAAUGCUAUAUUCGGUGUUGUUAUUGAUCGGUUACAUGAGUUCGUGCAGGGGUGGAGGGCGUGA